Molecule: messenger RNA, 3165 nt
Organism: Cyclospora cayetanensis
Lineage: Eukaryota; Apicomplexa; Conoidasida; Eucoccidiorida; Eimeriidae
Exons: 7
Biological process (GO): proteolysis
Cellular component (GO): extracellular region
Molecular function (GO): protein binding
Source: RefSeq, a predicted model, not a curated record
AUGAAGAGCCUCGCUGCUGCUUCGCCCUCCUCCCUUGCACGACGGCUCGCACAUGCUUGCUUGCUCGCUCUGAUAGCCGUUGCGCUUGUGCUUGCUGUCUUCGCCGGCGCCCUUCCUUCCUCUCCGGAAGCAGGGGGGGAAUCAAGCGGCGGAGAUGCGGACGGACGCGACAGCGAAAAAUGCUUCUGGAGGGAUAUCCGACUCGGCGUGGGAACCGUUUUCGCCGCAGUGCCCUUUGGAGUGCCUUCUCCAGAGGCCUGCCGCGCGAUCUGCAGAGCAGCCGCUCCUCGUUGCAAAUACUUUCUCUACGCCACCAACAAACUGCUGCCUCUAGGAAUGCAGAGCUCUUGCCAUUUACUUGCAGCGGCAGAACCUGCUCUGCCGGUGUCUGGAGAGCUGCGACAGUGGCUCGUGCUGGUAGGGGGACCAUCAGAGUGCUCGCCGCAACAUCCUGAGCGACCCCUCCAGCUUCUACCUGAUGACACGUGCGUCAGCAGUCAGAUCUGCGACACCGCAGGGCUCUUCGGUCUAGGGGGCAGCCGAUUCGAUCCGUUUUGCGCCAAAAAAAGCAGCACAAGCGACGACAGCAGCAGCAGCAGAGAGGUGCUCCAGCAGGAUACGCCGCUUACCCCUGAAGACAGGCAGUAUUUUUGCUCCAAGCAGCUCAUGGGGCUUCCUUGCUGCACUCGAUGCGGCGACUCAGACUUCAAUCUAUGUCCAGAACAGGCGUGCGGCAGUCCAGGUGUGGAUUUCCCUGAUGGUGAGGAGCUGGGAUUUGUCGCCGGGGGCAUCCCUUCUCCUGCCGUCUGCAGACGACUGUGUCUCGCUGCUUCUGGAUGUACGCACUACUUUUUCUGGACCUCUUCCCUCCUGUCAGAGUCUCUUCGGGGGAGUUGCAGCCUCAGGCGCUACCCCAAGCUUUCUCAGGAGCAGCUGCACGAGCAGCUGCAGCAGCUACAUCGGCAGCAGCAACAGCUGAGGGAUGAGCGCCGCAAGAAGAAGAGAGAGGCGAGAGAGGCACGCAGACGAAAGCGCAUGCAAAAGCAGCAGGAAAAGCAGGAGCAGCAGAAGCGACAGCAACGGCAGGAGGAAGAGAACGCGGAGGAGAACAAUCUAACUAACGAAGGGGGGCAGCACCAACCCGAAGAGAACCAGACAUGCAGAACCCCUACAGGUCAAUCGGCAGCAGCAGCAGCAGCAGCAGCAGCAGCAAGAGCCUUUCCAGAAGCAGGUGCCAGAUGGGCAGCCACGGAGGCUGGAGGGCCUUCUGCCCGAUGCGGAAAAGCAGAAGAAGCGGAACCAGAGAGGUAUCGAGGCACUGAAGGGUCAGCAGCAGCAGAAGCUCCAGAACGCGUGUCUGCGCGUUUUUCAAGAAACAGCUCUGUCGGUAGGAGAGACACCGGAGAGGCUGUAGCAGCCAUACGCGCAUCCGAGGAACCUGCGGCCAGGGCACCGCGUGCCGAAGCCUCAGAGAAAGCAACGCGAGCUUUUGAAGGGAAUGAAGUUGAUGUUGAAGGAGGCUACGAUGAAGAAGACGACGAUAAAGAGCAUGAGGAAGAAGCGCAAGUCCCCUUCCCAACUCUGCUACCAGGGGCGCCGCAUGCGUUCCCCAUUUUCCAGAAGCGGCGGCAUGCACCGCAACAGCGAGAGCAGCAGCAAUGGUCAGGAGAGCCGCAGGAGAGGGGGGAGGCGGAGCACGACGACGACAACGAUACGCAGCACCCACAAGCGCGAAAACAGAAGGAUGUGGCAUCAUCGAUGGUCCACUCGCCGCGUGGUUUCCAAGCGGCGUGGCAGUCUUCCGAUUUUUACUGGCACUUUGGAGCAGCCGCUUGCGAUCCCCCCGCGAGGCCGACAACGACCACGACGUCGCCUCCCCCUCUCCCCGCGCAUGCGCAGCUUCCUAACGCAUGCGAGGAGCACGACGCGGAUUACUACGGGCACGACCUCUCUCGCCGGGUGGCUUUGAGCUCUCUGGAGUGCCAGGAAAAGUGCAAAGAAACCGAAGCGUGUCAAGGCUACACCUUCCUGCCCAGACAGAGGAUCUGUCUCCUAAAGUGGAUGCUGCUCCCUAGGAAGGUCCCCCACUUUAUAAGCGGUCCCAGGUGCUGUGAACAGACACCAGAGGCGGCGCUGCUGCUGCAGCAAGAGGGGCGAGCACCAGAAGAAAGCAUGCUGCGGACUCAGCAACAGCAACCGCAGACGCAAGACGACGCGGAUAGCCGUGCGACGGCGUCUGCCACCAACCACAAGUGUGGCGCUAGCAGCGGCGGCGGCGGCAGCUGCCUCAAUAACGACCAGCGCAGCGCCAGCAGCAAAAACGCCUGCCCCCCUAAGCGCACUCCCAUGUGUCUCUGGCCAGGAAAGGGGCUUCCAGGAAACGACCUAGGCCCUCUCCUCAAGGAAUGCGCCAGUGCAGCAGAGUGCCAGUUGCAGUGUGACCAGCAUCUGCAAUGCGGCCUGUGGGUGUACAGAGGGUCUCCCUACGAAGACUGCCAGCUCAAGGUGCUGCCUGCUGCUGCUGCGAGUGUGCUUGCUGCUGCCCCUGUCACUGUCUCCUUGAGUGCUCCCACAUCCAGCGUCUCUCCGGAUGCAGCAGUGGGCGUAGACACCCCGAAGGACCGGCUUAGCAGGCGUCAGAUUCUAUACCGCACAAUCGAGAAGAAUGGAGGCUUGUUUCCUUAUGGGCAUGCAAUUACGGGACUGCCCGACUGCCCCUUGUUUGGAGACCCCUCGAGGAAAUCCAAGCCGCGGUGGAGGGCCUUAAAGCAGGAGGAGCGCAGACAGAAGCACGAGCGAAGAAAGGCUGAAAAAGCCGCCUCGAGAGCUACAGCGAGACUCGAACGCACUCGACAACGGAAGCAAAAGAAGCAGGAAGAAGGCCUCGAGCGCCAACAGCAGCAAGACCGGCACGCAACGGAGCAGCAGCAAAAAGAAGCACAAGAGUACGGAGGAGAGCAGCACGAGCAGCAGCAAAAAGAAGCACAAGAGCACGGAGGAGAGCAGCACGAGCAGCAGCAAAAAGAAGCACAAGAGCACGGAGGAGAGCAGCACGAGCAGCAGCAAAAAGAAGCACAAGAGCACGGAGGAGAGCAGCACGAGCAGCAGCAAAGAGAAGCACAAGAGCACGGAGGAGAGCAGCACGAGCAGCAGCAAAAAGAAGCA